AUGGAUAUCACCGCUGAUUCUAAUUCUGGCACAAUGCAAGGACAACUUUUACAAGAUUUACAACAUGUGAUCGAUAAUAUUGAUCGCAUUGACAAAGAGAUCGUGGCCCAAUAUUGCCCGGAACAAACCCAGUGGAAUUCUUCGACGCCCAUGGAGACUAUCUGUCUAGUUCUCCAAAACAUUAUUCGAGACCGCGUCAAGCGACCAUUGACGCAUCUGCUUAGCAGGAGCCGCGUCGAACACUCCAUGCCAGAACUACAGGGAUCGCAUCAUUCAUCCAGCACAGAGCUGUUCUUGGCGAGGCAGGAACUGAAGAUCCGCGACAUGGGACCAAACAUGACAAGUACUCUGGCGCAACACCUAGCAGUUGAGGGCAAAAUCUGCUUUCGCAUCUCAGACAUGGAUAUCUUUAAUCCAUCUGAAGUCAAAAAGGCUGUGAAAGGUCCUGCUAAAGACUAUGCUCAUACGCAUGUCAAAUACAGUGUCGAAUCUGGACUUCUUCGUUUGAAACCCACAGAGGAGAGUUUGUGGAAGUUUCCUAUAGUGGCUGAUGCGGAAAAACCACGACCAGACACGAUUCCAGGCUACUUGACAGAUCUAGCCAAGUCACCCCCAAAACAACCAUGUGUUUACUAUAGCGGAGAGCAGCCUGCAUUUCGACGUUCGGAUCCCGAUCAACUUGUUUUUGAGCGCUUUGAACAACUUUUGGAUCCUGGCGAAGGUCUCAAAAGGCUUCCAAUAAUACCCGGCGUCAACACAGUUUACUGGAUGUUCGGAGACGCCCAAUCCGGCACAGCAUUCCACUUCGAGGACGCUGGCCUCUGGUCAUGCAACCUAGUUCUGUCAGGCUAUAAGUUGUGGAUAUUAGUCCGGGUAUCGCACAACGUCGCCUUUGAGAAUUUUGUGCGGAAACAGUCAGAAGAGGAGGCUAAAAACUGGGAAUGUGAUCAAUGGGUCCGUCAUAUGAACCUCAUGUAUACGCCCGAGGUCUUGAGAGCUGCAGGGAUCGAAUUUGACCUGGUUUGUGCUGGGCCGGGCGACAUGGUGGUUACAAGGCCCGGACAGUACCAUACUGUGGUUAACCUGACCACUUGUUUUGCCAUCGCGAUCAACUUCACGCUCCCAGAUGAACCUGCCUUACGACCGACCAAAGCAUGUUGCGUGUGUGGACUUUACUCUCUCUCCAAUACGGCGAUCACGAAGGUGGCACCUCAGCAGGAUGAUAUCGAAGAGGAAGCGAGAAGCACGGCUGCUACCGUCGGUGGCCUUGCUCCUAGUACGCAGUCUAGCUCGAGCUCUCAUCUGCCAGCCCAGCCGACACGCAUCUCGCUACCUGUCAAGCCGUUGCGGCAAGCAACUCUUCGACCUAAAGCGCCAACCCAGGAAAUCGCUAGCACAGCAUCAGCAAACACGAGCUCGAAACGCAAAGCGAAGGCCGUGCAAUCCGAGCGAGUGAUGAAAUCGCAAAGGUUAGACCAUGUCUCCAGGCGGCUCGAUUCAGAGACCAGGGCUAGCUUGACAGAUUUGAUACGCUUUAUUCGUAGCCCAGCUGCGAUUGAGCAAUUCUGUGAUUUGGUCAAAGCGAAAAGGGAGCCUGAUCCUGCGGACACCGCCUUCGUUCAGCUGUCACACGGUACUCUCGAGAACGCAGUCUAUUGCUUGAAGAUGAUCAUUCAAGGCGAGCAACGAUACAGGACCACCAAGCGACUCCAUCAACAUACGUUCGCAAAGCAAUGUGCGAAGGUGGCAGUUGGCCGCCAGCGGCUAGACAGCACAGUGAAGAGGAAGAUGUUGAAAGAGUAUCGGCUGAGCAGUAAGGACUUCGAUCGACAUCGCCAAGAGGGCAACCAGUGGGCGACAUUCUGCGGAAAUUUCGAGGGAUUGUUAUGCUUUCUGCCUCAAAAUCUUAGUACAAGUCAGAUGCAGAAGUAUCUGAAUGAUGCUGAGUUACGCUAUUUUCAUGAUCGUCUUGCUGAGGAGGAAGACUACAUCACACGCAUCUGCUGUGCCGGGAAGGCCUUUCAAGAGUCCCUUGGAUCUGACGAUAUCAGUUUCGUUUGGGAAAGCAGAAACAUCCUCAUCUAUGAUAUGACUGAAGCAGAGCUAUUGUCAAAUCUUCAGCCAGUUCACUCGAUUCCGAGAAAUUCGUACGUUGAGUCGGAUUUCAAUGGCGCGCCAAAUCCUACAUUGAUACCACCCAAUGAAGAGCAGUGCGAGCUCUGUCAAAAUCGAACAUCUGAGCGCCCUUGCAACUGCUAUCGCACAGGACUGCCAACGUCUAAACUGCGAAUCAGAAGGUUUCAGGGGAAGGGCCUUGGAAUUGAAGCAUUCGGUGAUCAGAAAGGGGCUACUGUCUACAAGAGCGGUGAGCUUCUUGGCUUCCUCACAGGGAAACUUGUGCAGAAGGGCACAGUUUCUGGCGACAUGGCUGUAGACUUCGUGGAUUGUGAUAUUGACUGCACUGAUCAUGGCAACUGUUUCCGUCUCAUGAACCAUGCAUGCGAAGGGCAUGCUAUGGCAAAGAUGAAUCGCAUGAGAGUUUCUGGGUAUUACAUGUUGGGUGUGAAAGCACAUUGUGAUAUUCAACAUGGAACUGAGAUUACCAUAUGGUAUGGUGAGGGAGACGGACGGCCAAUAUGCUAUCUCUUCCUCGGGGCUCCCGUCAUUAAAAUGACCAUAUCCAGCUACUGGGGCACCUUCAUCUAG
Molecule: messenger RNA, 2706 nt
Organism: Cryphonectria parasitica EP155
Lineage: Eukaryota; Fungi; Ascomycota; Sordariomycetes; Diaporthales; Cryphonectriaceae
Gene: SET-8
Product: histone-lysine N-methyltransferase activity/ cell cycle
Exons: 2
Coding region: 1-2706 (901 amino acids)
Biological process (GO): chromatin remodeling
Cellular component (GO): nucleus
Molecular function (GO): protein binding; histone H3K9 demethylase activity; histone H3K36 demethylase activity
Source: RefSeq, a predicted model, not a curated record